This is a messenger RNA of Drosophila virilis, 1018 nucleotides long. RefSeq lists its product as uncharacterized. The record is from RefSeq and is a predicted model, not a curated record. Lineage: Eukaryota; Metazoa; Arthropoda; Insecta; Diptera; Drosophilidae.
UCAAUUUGCUUCGUUCAGUCGCAGUGACAAGCUCGAAGUGAAUAGUUAAAGCCAACAAUCAGCAACAUGAAAGCUAUUAUCAUAUUUUGCUCGGUACUCGGUCUGGUGCUGUUGAGUAGUCAGUGUCGCGCUGCCGACUGCGAUGAGGUCAAGAAUCCAGACGACAGCGAUUUUAAAAACUUUUUUAAGAACUUUGGCUGCAAGGUGAAGCAGGGUGCCGGGGAGGUCGCCGAUGCGGCUAGGCCCUAUGCUGAAAAGAUUGGCGAAGGUGCCAAGGAUUUUACCAGCUCAGUUGCGCAGAAAUAUGACGAGCUAAAACAUCGCCUCACCGACGACGCCUCCACACCAAGGUCCCCGAUCACUGGAAUCCCCGAUGCGCCCACAGAGCGUGUGCCUCUAGCGCCUAUUGCCCCAGCUUAUCCAGCAGAUAUUGCGGGCAGUCCCCAACCCGUUGCUGGAUAAAUAUUGUGCCGCCCAUUUACAGGACUUACGUGUUUUUUGGCUUACUUUUUUUUUUUUUGGCAUUCUUUUUUCAUUUUUAUAUUUUUGCCCAACAAAUACAUCAAAUUAAGCAAAUUUAGUGUUUCGUGCCAGUGUGAAAUGAAAUGCGUACUCUCUGUCAGUUGCUAAUUUUAGAUUGAAAGCUUAACCUGAAAUGAACUGUUUUACUACUAAAAACGCUUUAUUGCCGACCGUUUGUUCCUCAUUUGAUGCGGCUUUGUAGACGUAUCAGAAGCAUAGCAUCACCGUACUUAGCUAAGUUCUCCCAAUAACAUUUUGCAACGAUCUUUAAAAACAAUCCUAUAGAAACGUAUUCCACGCAUACGGUAAGAAUUUUCCAAACAACAUACUUCACAUAAGGUACAUAUGUAUGUACAUAAGUUGUACAUAUGUAUUUCCAUAAGAACUUCUGGUGUCUAUCACGCACCUUUCCUCACUAAUAGUUAGGACAAUCAGUUUUAUACUAUUAGCUGUAUGUUUGUACAUAUUUGGCUUUUAAUAAAGAUGUCAAUAAAUA